This is a messenger RNA of Episyrphus balteatus (marmalade hoverfly), 1040 nucleotides long. RefSeq names its product retinal homeobox protein Rx2 (gene hbn). The transcript has 5 exons. Bases 77 to 910 code for a protein of 277 amino acids. Gene Ontology annotation, molecular function: RNA polymerase II transcription regulatory region sequence-specific DNA binding; DNA-binding transcription factor activity, RNA polymerase II-specific. Gene Ontology annotation, biological process: regulation of transcription by RNA polymerase II. Lineage: Eukaryota; Metazoa; Arthropoda; Insecta; Diptera; Syrphidae. The record is from RefSeq and is a predicted model, not a curated record.
AUAAAAAUAAAUUAAAUAUACUAAGUGUUAAAAUUAGUGAUAAUUAUUUUUAAAUAAUAAAUUAUUCAUUUUCAUCAUGAUGUCAACAUCAACAACACAUUCUUCCGUUGUGCCUUUAAGGCCGUCGCAAGAUGCUCCAGUAUCACGACCCCGAGCUGUUUAUAGCAUCGAUCAAAUUUUAGGAAAUCAAAGUCGAAGAAGUGAUUCUGAAUCCUUAUCCCAUCAUCAUAGUCAUCAGCAUCACAAUUAUAAGGAAGACCCUUCGCCAACAAACACAGAUAAUGGCUGUGACGGAGACAACGACGACGACCUUUCGAAUAGUCUCAAUAAUGGUCAUGAUCAAAAUGACAUGGAACGUCCACGAAAGGUUCGAAGAUCAAGGACGACUUUUACCACAUUUCAAUUGCAUCAGCUCGAGAGGGCAUUCGAGAAGACUCAAUAUCCUGAUGUUUUUACCCGUGAAGAUUUGGCGAUGCGUUUGGAUUUAAGUGAAGCACGUGUGCAGGUUUGGUUUCAAAAUCGUCGUGCGAAAUGGAGAAAACGUGAGAAAUUCAUGAAUCAAGACAAAAAUGGAUACCUUCUACCUGAUCAAGGAAUGCCUGAUUUUCCUCUUGGAAUUCCUCUACCACAUGGCAUGGGAGGUCAUCCAGCAUCGAUACCAACUGAAUUUUGGCCACCAAAUUUCGCCUUGCAUCAUCAUUUCAAUCCAGCGUUAAUACCACAAAGUCUCAUACCCCAUUAUAAAUUGCCAAAUUUCCAAACCCUCCUAUCACAAUAUAUGGGACUGAGUAAUUUAAAUGGAAUAUUUGGUUAUCCACAAAAUUUAUCAAUGCAUUCACAAGUUAGCCCGCCAUGCAGUAAUAGUCCACCACGUGAAAGUCCACCAGCUGUAGCGAAAGUCGAAGAAUGAAGUUCAGCUGAAACGUAAAUGUUUUAAUUUGUAAAUAAAAAAAUAAAACAAAAAAUUAAAAAUUGUUAAUUGAAAUUAAAUUAGAUCUUAAAAAAAAAAAUGUGGUGAUAUCAAAAAUAAAUUAAAAUAA